GUGAAUUGCCAAUUAUUUCUUUUUUAUUUCUGUAGAUAUUUUAUGGGUGAAAAAUAAUAUAUUUCUCUAUAAAUGAGAUGAAGGCUCACUAUGCACAUCACACUUGACAUCCUUCACUACUAAUCAACAAAAGAAAAGGAAAAGAAAAACAAGAUGUGGGAUGAAACUGUAGCUGGACCUAAGCCGGAGCAUGGCCUUGGCCGCCUCCGCAACAAGAUCAACGCCCAACCCAUUGACAUCAAAGGUGUAGGAGAAGGGAGCAGCAGCAAGGCGGUGGCCGGGAGUCCGGGAACUCCAACGACGCCAGGAUCGGCACGUAAAGAGAACGUGUGGAGGAGUGUGUUUCAUCCAGGAAGUAACAUCGCCACGAGAGGAAUGGGUACUAACCUCUUCGACAAGCCCUCUCACCCAAACGCUCCGACCGUCUACGACUGGCUGUACAGCGACGAUACUAGGAGCCAGCACCGUUGAGCCGAGACCGAGAGGAAGGAGUGACACGCCGGUGAUGUAGUAAAUCAUGUUUCCAUUAGCCACGUGUUUAUUUUCAGUUUAUGGCUGUAUACGCAACCUUUUUUUUAUUUGUUUGUUUGUUGUUGUUAGCGACCGUUUGAUUUCGACCAUCUGGGUUGGUUUUCAACGGUGGUAAUGCGUCCUCUUGUCUCUUGUAAUGUUUCUACUGUUUGGUAAUGGAUAUAUUUAACUUUUAGCUUCGAA
Molecule: messenger RNA, 714 nt
Organism: Brassica oleracea var. oleracea
Lineage: Eukaryota; Viridiplantae; Streptophyta; Magnoliopsida; Brassicales; Brassicaceae
Product: auxin-repressed 12.5 kDa protein-like
Exons: 3
Coding region: 154-471 (105 amino acids)
Source: RefSeq, a predicted model, not a curated record